This is a messenger RNA of Puccinia graminis f. sp. tritici CRL 75-36-700-3, 534 nucleotides long. RefSeq lists its product as uncharacterized. The transcript has 4 exons. Bases 109 to 534 code for a protein of 141 amino acids. The record is from RefSeq and is a predicted model, not a curated record. NCBI's taxonomy places the organism in Eukaryota, Fungi, Basidiomycota, Pucciniomycetes, Pucciniales, Pucciniaceae.
CCAUCCUACAUCCCCCCAUCAGAUAACAAUAAUCCCCAUCCAGCAUCACCACCGCCUAACUUAUCGAACUCUCCUACCACUCCUCAACAACCUCCCAACUUUCUCGCCAUGAAGUUCACUGUUCUUGUUGCUGCCCUUGGCCUGGCCAGCGGAGUCUUUGGUGCGCAAAACGACGCGAACACAGGUGCUGCUGCUCAAGCCCCAGAUGCGAAAGCCGCCCCCAACGCCCAGAAUGCUCCCAACGCCCAGAAUGCUCCCAACGCCCAGAAUGCUCCCAACGCUCAGAAUGCUCCCCAUGCACCUGCCGGCCAAGCAGCCAACGCCGCCCACGCUGGGCAACAAUCUGGCCAAUUCUAUCCCUACGGCGGUUACCCUUACGGCAGCUACCCCGGCUACGGCUAUCCUGGAUAUGGCUACCCUGGCUAUGGCUAUCCCGGCUAUGGCUACCCCGGAUAUGGCUACCGAUACCCUUACGGAGGUGGUGUCGGUGCCGGUGUCGGUGUCGGUGUCGGUGCAGGCGCCGGUGUCUUCUAA